AUGGUUCAUGUCGAAGAAAGCUUGCAGAUACCCCGGGACUUUGAGGGUUUCGGCGAGGAGGGCUUCGAUCCAAAAUGGCCAGAUGGUGCCCGUAUCGCGGUUUCUUUCGUCCUCAACUAUGAGGAAGGCGGAGAACGAAGCACAUUGGACGGAGACCCUUUCUCAGAACCUUACUUAUGGGAGAAAGGCGCAUCCGGUGGCUACAAAGAAGGCGCCAGGUACCUCAAUGCUGAGCAAGACUUUGAGUAUGGCAGUCGCUCAGCCUCUUGGCGUCUUAUCCGUCUCUUCAAAGAGUUUGGCUGGAGCUUCACUACUUACGCUGUAGCGCACGCGCUCAAGCGUAACCCAACCUUUGCAAAGGCGCUGGUCCGAGACGGGCACGAAAUCGCUUGUCACGGACUCAGAUGGCUGGAUAUCUGGAACUAUUCACUCGAGGAGGACAAGGAAUACAUCAAACAGAACAUCCUGAUGCUGAAGGAAGUAUCAGGUGAGAUGCCCGUCGGCGCUUACUUUGGCCGUGGUACACCCAAUACCCCCUCGCUAUUCCCGGAAGUAUGGAAGAGUCUUGGAGGAGAGUUUCUCUGGUCUUCUGAAUGCUACAACGAUGAUGUUCCUUACUGGCUCGACUUGCCAUGGGAGAAGGAGUUGCCAGAGGAGAAGCGAGAAGGCAUGCUGCUUAUCCCCUACAAUUAUGAUUGCAACGAUGGAAAAUUUCACAUGUCGCCCGGCUUUGGCAGCUCUGUUGCGGAGACGUAUGAGCAGUAUUUGAAGAACACCUUUGAUUGCUUGUACAGAGAGGGCGGCAAGCUGAUGAACAUUCCAUUGCAUACACGUAUCAUUGGCAAACCAGGCAGAUCGGAGGCUUUGAGGAAGUUCAUGAAGUACAUUGCGGAAAAAGAAGGAGAAGUGGAUGAAGGGCAAAUGAAUCACAUGUAUGUAGUCAAUAUCAAAUUGUUUGACCGUGAUUCUCAGAUUUCGGCCAGAAAGCACCCUGUCGAGACGGUCGAAUGCCGAAAACGGCCAGUUGACACAAAUAUGGUCGGAACCUCCGAUCGGAGGCGGCAUCGGCAAAUUUUAGGAGGAUCCGACAAGACGGGCAUGACGUCCGAAACUCAGAACUCGGUAUCACCGCCCCUGGCCACGCCCGGGGCUGUAGCUGUGAACCCCCGGAAGAGGGGCAGGACUGCAUGUACGAGAUGCAAAAGUCGUAAGCAGAAGGUCCAGUGUGACGACCAAUAUCCUAUUUGCUCCAAUUGUCGUAAAUCAGGAGCACAGUGUGAUAAGACAGAUGUCUCCGACGAUGCUUCAUCGAUUGCAUACACACGAGCUCUCGAAGAGCGAGUAGCUUUCUUGGAGAACAAGCUAGCCCAAGUCCCUACCCCAGAAGCAACCACAACUCCAAGGGAAACCGCAAGCAACUACUCGGUUCCGUCGGGUAGAGACAAAAAUGCCCUCAGUGACGUUGUAGCACACGUCUCGCUAGGAAACUUCGAGGCGCCGGCUUAUGUUGGACCCUCGUCUGGACUAUCCCUAGCCCUGAAUCUUGGCGAGAUGGUUCAAGCGACUGUCUGGAAUAAGAUGUUGCCAGACAUACAGGAUAGCACUACAGGCAAUCAAGCUAACUGCAUCAAUCCCAGUCCGAGAUGCAUCACAGUGGAAGAUCUUUUGGCUCAUAGUGUCAAGGAACCUCCAAGUGAUGAGCAGGGUUCUCAAAUGCUCAAAGCGUACACUUCUCAGCUGCACUCCAAGUACCCUUUCCUGGAGCCUGAGGAGUUGUGGAAGUUGCAUAGCGAGAGAAUGACUCUGGCUGCUAAACCAACACAAACUCUUACAAGGAUUGAACGCUUCGGUAUCUUCAAGUUGUACCUUGUAUACGCUAUGGGGGCAACUUUAGUGCAAUUGACGCAAAGGGGGCCAGUGUUAUCUCCAGAGCAUAUCUCAGCAGCCAGAGAGUCGAGAACAGUCCAGAACAUCGAGGCAAUGACGUUACUCGUGAUGUUCCAUCUUCGGUCAACAUCUAGUCAUGGGCUGUGGUACAUGAUUGGCCUAGCAAUGAGAACAUCAAUCGAUCUCGGCUUACAUCAUGCGGCACAUGAACAAAAUCUUGAUGGUCCUAUCGUUCAAAGAAGACGCAGGCUUUUUUGGUCUGUCUAUUCUCUUGAAAGAACCAUAGCAGUGUCGCUGGGUCGGCCUUUAAGCAUCGCAGAUAACCAGAUCGACGUUGAGCUUCCGAAUACCAUCAUCAACGGGAGCCCAUCUGCUUCGGUCCUUGUCGGGAACGACAUCACUCUAGCACUUGUUCUUUUUAAGCUUCGCAGGAUCGAGUCCAAGAUUCACCACUCGGUCUAUCGUACGGACAAGACUUUGGACGCACUCCGGCCCAAACUAGACCGGCUGCAUCAGCAACUCAAAUUCUGGCGGGACUCUCUGAGGGAUUGGAUUCCUGCAGGUCAUCCAGAUCUGAACUAUGCGCUUCUGCUCUACAAUCGUGCGCUCCGUCUUCUGAUACAGCCAUUUUUGCCGAUACUACCAGCAACAGACCCGUUCUACGGACUGUGCAUGCGAGCCGCAGGUGACAUAUGCCAAGCACAUAAGAGAUUGCAUCAGACGCUAGACUACGGCCACAGCUUCAUCGCAGUCCAAACAGUCUUUGUUGCAGGAGUCACUCUCGUGUAUGGAAUCUGGACCCAGGGUAAUGCCCUUUGGUCGGUGGCUGUGUCAAACGAUAUCAGAGCUUGCUCCCUAGUGCUCUUCGUCAUGAGCGAGAGGGCUCCCUGGGUACGUAAGUACCGAGACGCAUUUGAGGUGCUUGUCAAUGCAGCCAUGGAAAAGCUUCAGGACAACGAGGCUGGCCUUGCUGAGAUGGCCUCGGCCCAAAUGAGAGCCGGCAAAGCACCGGGUGCGGCUGAUAGCCGUGGAGUACAAAAUCCUGACCUCAGUGGGAACGAGACCACGACGCGUCCGAUUGAUAGCACUUACAAUCAAUUCUUGAUGUCUGAAGACGGUGGAAUAGCGCUUGGGGAGUUUGAGGGCGCUUGGCCGAUGGUUGCAGAGCUUGCAAAUUGGAUCGAUCAGGACACAGAAGGUGCAAGUCCUGUCUGGAUGCCGAAUUUUGAGUUACUACAGAGUCUUUCAGGCACUUGGAACGAAUAG
Molecule: messenger RNA, 3153 nt
Organism: Colletotrichum lupini
Lineage: Eukaryota; Fungi; Ascomycota; Sordariomycetes; Glomerellales; Glomerellaceae
Product: chitin deacetylase 1
Exons: 10
Coding region: 1-3153 (1050 amino acids)
Biological process (GO): carbohydrate metabolic process; DNA-templated transcription; positive regulation of transcription by RNA polymerase II
Molecular function (GO): hydrolase activity, acting on carbon-nitrogen (but not peptide) bonds; sequence-specific DNA binding; zinc ion binding
Source: RefSeq, a predicted model, not a curated record